CAGCAAUCCUCGCCAGGGGUUGGAAAUGCCUCGUGCGUGUUACCAAUAUUUCCAUAAACAUAAUAUAAUAACAUAAUGUAAUAUGUUAUAUUUCCAUAAGUUCUCAGAUACCGGUAGUUGACUUCUUGUCUCCGACAAGUUUCAAGCAUUGCAAAUUACUCUAAAAACUUGGCGCGUGCGUGGAUAUCCAAAGCGUUGUAGAAAAAACAUCACACCAUGAUACUCAACCGUCGCGACGUCCAAUGAGGAAUCCAGGAACGCGCAACGCCGGACCGUAAGCGGAAUAAGCGGAACAGUAUACUACAAUAGAGAUACUCCCUCUGGAUCCCAACAAGGUUGUGUCGCUGAGCGAAUCGGUGUUACGUCCAUGCCUGUCAGCAGCGCGUCUCCAACGUUACUGCAGCCUGCUGCAGCCGUUUUGCUGCACAAUGUGCAACGACACGAGCGCACGGGUGUUACGUCCAUGCCUGUCAGCAGCGCCUCUCCGACGUCAGUCCAGCCUGCUGCAGCCGUUUUGCUGCACAAUGUGCAAAGACACGAGCGCACGGGUGUUACGUCCAUGCCUGUCAGCAGCGCCUCUCCGACGUCACUGCAGCCUGCUGCAGCCGUUUUGCUGCACAAUGUGCAACGACAGGAGUUCCAGGUGCAACGGUUUGCAGACCAUGUCAUUGCUUCCAAGGCGCGAGGUGACACGCUUCGGUGGCGCAAGCAGGAUGUGCAGGUUCAACGUCGGACGGCCCCAUGCCUACAGAUCAUGCUGGCCCACCUGGCUUCCCUGCCCACGGGAGGAGGCAAAGUGGAGAUCAGGCAGGCCAUGGAGAAACUAGGUAUUGCUCACUUGCCUGAUCCAAAACACGAGCUUUACCAAACCGUAAAGUGGAAGCUGUACUCGCUACGCAACACUCUGGAGCACGGCCGAGACCCGCUGACUGGAAAAGCCCUGCCGAAGGCGGGCCGGGGGACCUACAACUACCGGGGCUGGCUGCGGGGUGCACUGCUGGCGCUCCCGAACCGUGAGGGAACCCUGCCUGAGGUGGCGGCGAUCCUGAAGGCGGAUCCGGAGAUCUCUCUCAAACUGAAUUGGAGGCAUGACCACCGCUACCUUAGAAGCCCGGCGUGGCGUAACAACCUGUCCGUGACGGCGGCGAGGCUGCCUGAGUUCAUCAACACCGGGCGGAGGAAAGGCAAGGCGGUGGUGUACCGCUAUGAUGAGGAGGUGUUCGGGGCCCUGCAGGAGUCACGCAAGCCUCCCGAGGUGCCCAAGCACCGGACAGCACAACCGGGCGCACACAACACCUGACAACGUGUGUGUAUCAAUAAUGGGUUGGAGCGGCCAGGAGUUUAUGUGGAGGCCGCAGUGCGCGCUUCCUAGUUUAUCGGCUCUGGUUGAAUCCGGUCAGCUGGGAGAACGGGACAAGCACGCAUGGGCAUGCAUCGGCAUGCACCUGCCCCAUGCAACGGUCACACACAAACAGAUUUCAAAGAUUAAUAGAAGAUACGGAGGGAGGGCCGUAUCGUGCAUGGUUAAGAGCAUUCUACACCCGAAACAAAGGGCACAUGAUUUGUGAGAGAUUGGUGUGUGCUGCAAGUCCAACAUGGGAGGGAUUGCGUUAACAGGGUAUUUGCCGCUGUGGCGGGCAAUGCUGCUCAACAGGGAAUGUUGCUGCUGUGGCACUAGUUUGCAUGUCACAUGACUGGAGUGGCACGUGAACUUCAUAAGGCUCGUGAAGAUGACGGAGACGUCUUCUCUUCUAUACAAGUUUGGUAAUAUAUGUCGGACUAGCCAACCAUAAUGAUGGAAGGCCCAAAUUCGUGGCAUGGGGUAGGCCUUGAGGCGCUUGUGGAAGCGAUACGGCCGGCAUAAAGUCGUCCGUUUCAGGGAAAGGCCACAAACCAACGGCCAAACCAGCACUCUGCAUACCGGUAUGCAAGGUAACGUGACUGGUAGCUGUGCUGUGUGUGUGGGUGGGAGAAAUGAACAGGGAAACAGGCGGCAACCAUAUGAAUGCCCCAAACGACACGCCAGUACCGUACAUGCCAUGUCCUCUUCCCG
Molecule: messenger RNA, 2053 nt
Organism: Astrephomene gubernaculifera
Lineage: Eukaryota; Viridiplantae; Chlorophyta; Chlorophyceae; Chlamydomonadales; Astrephomenaceae
Source: the annotation of a GenBank genome assembly